Messenger RNA from Loxodonta africana (African savanna elephant), 4341 nucleotides. It is a transcript of the gene PPP2R1B, whose product is annotated as protein phosphatase 2 scaffold subunit Abeta. Gene Ontology annotation, biological process: protein dephosphorylation. NCBI's taxonomy places the organism in Eukaryota, Metazoa, Chordata, Mammalia, Proboscidea, Elephantidae. Gene Ontology annotation, cellular component: cytoplasm; protein phosphatase type 2A complex. The record is from RefSeq and is a predicted model, not a curated record. Gene Ontology annotation, molecular function: protein phosphatase regulator activity; protein binding. The coding region runs from base 30 to 1877 and encodes 615 amino acids. The transcript is spliced from 15 exons.
CGGCGGCGACCCGCGGAAGAAGGGAAAACAUGGCGGGCGCGGCGGGGCCCGGUAGCGGCUCGGGGGCAGCGGGCGGAGACGGAGACGAUUCGCUCUACCCGAUCGCGGUUUUAAUCGACGAGCUCCGCAAUGAGGACGUGCAGCUCCGUCUUAACAGUAUUAAGAAGUUAUCAACAAUUGCUUUAGCACUUGGAGUAGAAAGAACUAGAACUGAACUGCUGCCAUUCCUUACUGAUACAAUCUAUGAUGAAGAUGAGGUACUGCUAGCUCUUGCUGAGCAGCUGGGAAAUUUUACUGGCCUUGUGGGAGGUCCUGACUUUGCCCACUGUCUGCUGCCUCCUUUGGAAAGUCUAGCAACUGUUGAAGAGACUGUGGUUCGCGACAAGGCUGUGGAGUCCCUGAGACAGAUCUCCCAGGAGCAUACUCCUGUUGCUCUGGAAGCUCAUUUUGUACCUCUGGUGAAACGCCUAGCAAGUGGGGAUUGGUUCACUUCUCGCACAUCUGCAUGUGGUUUGUUCAGCGUUUGCUAUCCCAGGGCUUCCAGUGCCAUCAAGGCAGAAAUUAGACAGCAUUUCCGUUCUCUGUGCUCAGAUGACACACCAAUGGUACGACGUGCGGCUGCUUCCAAAUUGGGUGAAUUUGCAAAAGUUUUGGAAUUAGAAAGUGUGAAAAGUGAAAUUGUUCCAUUGUUCACCAAUCUAGCUUCAGAUGAACAGGACUCAGUGCGCCUCCUAGCUGUGGAAGCUUGUGUCAGUAUUGCCCAGUUACUGACCCAGGACGACCUUGAGACUUUGGUGAUGCCUACUCUUCGACAGGCAGCAGAAGAUAAAUCUUGGCGAGUUCGCUAUAUGGUUGCUGACAAAUUUUCAGAGCUCCAGAAAGCCGUGGGUCCUAAAAUCACCCUAAAUGACCUCAUCCCCGCCUUUCAGAACCUCCUUAAAGACUGUGAAGCUGAAGUCCGAGCAGCUGCUGCCCACAAAGUAAAAGAACUUUGUGAGAACUUACCCACUGAAGGUAGAGAGACCAUAAUUAUGAAUCAAAUUCUGCCCUAUAUAAAGGAAUUAGUUUCUGAUACAAAUCAACAUGUCAAAUCAGCUCUAGCUUCUGUAAUUAUGGGAUUGUCUACCAUUUUGGGCAAGGAGAAUACCAUUGAGCAUCUUCUACCUCUUUUUUUAGCUCAAUUAAAGGAUGAGUGUCCUGAAGUUCGUUUGAACAUCAUCUCCAAUUUGGAUUGUGUAAAUGAAGUUAUUGGAAUCCGUCAGCUCUCUCAGUCUCUUCUUCCUGCCAUAGUGGAGCUGGCUGAAGAUGCCAAGUGGAGGGUCCGGCUGGCCAUCAUUGAGUAUAUGCCCCUGCUGGCGGGUCAGCUGGGUGUGGAAUUCUUUGAUGAAAAGCUGAAUUCUUUAUGUAUGGCCUGGCUUGUGGACCAUGUGUAUGCCAUCCGAGAAGCUGCCACAAACAACCUCAUGAAACUAGUUCAGAAGUUUGGUACGGAGUGGGCCCAAAAUACCAUUGUUCCCAAAGUGUUAGUAAUGGCAAAUGAUCCUAAUUACUUGCAUAGAAUGACCACUUUGUUCUGCAUUAAUGCACUGUCUGAAGCCUGUGGUCAGGAAAUAACCACUAAGCAAAUGCUGCCCAUUGUAUUAAAAAUGGCAGGAGACCAAGUGGCAAACGUUCGUUUCAAUGUGGCCAAAUCUCUACAGAAAAUUGGACCAAUUCUAGAUACUGACCCAGAAGCCUACCUUUCACAGAUACUGCUGUUGAAUUUCAGUGCGUUGCAGGGUGAAGUUAAGCUGGUACUACAAAAGUUAGGCCAAGAUGAAGACAUGGAUGUCAAAUAUUUUGCUCAGGAAGCUAUAAGUGUUCUUGCGUUGGCAUAAUGAGGAACAGGAGGGAAAAGGCUUUACUGAAAUUGUUACCACAGAUUUCUAGUCAAUGCGUUCUUAAGCUGGGUGGAAAAAAAUGGAAAGCCUUCAAGAUCUCAUCCAAGCAAAUGGCAGCACCUUACAAGAAAUCAAAUUUCAGUGACUUGAUUCUUUCUAAAGAUGAAACGGGAUUGUUUUUUACCUGUCUUCUUUGUUGGGAUAAUUAUUUGUCAUUCUUACUGUUUCUGACCAAUUCCUGACAUUUGGUACAGUCAUCGCUUGAUUGUCUCCUGAUGCUUAUCUGUGACUUGUCUGGGCUCCUGGGUCUUCACUGUGUAAUAAGGCCCUAAAAAAAAAAAAAAAAAAGGCCCUGGCCACCUAAUAUUCCCGACAAAGCCUGGGUAGGUUCGGACCCAGACCUGGAGAGGAGUGAGUAACUUGAUGUUUUUACAUGUAUCUGUGUGUCCCUCCAUCAUUCCAAUGUUAAAUAUACAUCGUUUAGAAUAACUUGUCUUAUAAAUUCUCCGUUUGGGAGACAUACUGAGAUUUGACUGUAGUGAAAGCCACGUUUUCCUGGAUAUAAUGAGGGUCUGCAUCAGGGUCUCCCAGGAGAGGGGAACGUGGAAGCUCAGGGUUAAUGUAUUGGUUAGUUUGGGCUUUAUUUGCUCUAUUCUGACUGUAAUCAUGCCGUUCAGAGACCUGAAGUGUGGACGCAUCUUGCUGCUAACGUGUGAUGUUGAAAUCUAACCAAAUUUCAAUGGCUCACCAAUUUGACGGCACUCAAAAACACUUCUGUCUCUCUCCUGAGAAAUUGUAUGUUGAGUGCCUCCUGAUAAGCAGUGGUUCUACGGUUUCAUUGUGAGAUUUUAGCUUCGAUUUCUAAUGAGUAAAGGGACUAUUGGUAUAAUACUGUGUAGAUCUCUCAUCUUGCCCUGGUUCUGCUUCAGCAGUGGUAACAUCUGGUCACUGCUACAGUGUACAGUAGCUUUCCAAACUGAAGUUUCAUUACUAGUUUUUUGAUACGGGUGAUGCCAAAGUCUUUAUCAUUUGAAGUGUUUGUUUUUCUGCUUUUACAGUAAAACCUCAUAAUUCUUCCUGGAAUUUAAGAUAAUGGGUUAAGCUGAAGGGUUUGCUGAAGCUAAUUAUUAAUAUGUAAGGAAGCUUCUUUGAAGCUGUCUUUAAAAAGCACCCAUUUACUAGUUGAUAUUCCAAUUACCAAGCAUUCUUUUCAGUUCGAUUAGAAUACCUUCCGUGAGGAGCUCUCUGAAACCAUGACCGCCCCCCCUUUAGGUGUAUUUAAUUUACUCUUUAUCCUUAAAAUAUAUACAUGUGUCUUUAAUGGAGAAUUUAAAUCUUUUCAAUUUAUUUACAUUUUUAAUCUUUUCAGACUCAUCUUGUCUCUAGUGAAUUUUUAUUAGUGAGGUUUCACUGUAGCUUCCUUUUCUUUCAGUGCAGUUUGCUUGUUUCCAUUUUGGCUUUUGAGUUGUUUAUUCCUUCACAACCUUUUAAACCAGCCAGACUGUUCUGUUUUGUGAAGGCUCAAAGACUUCCAUAAAACUUUGUACAUUAAACAAUUACAUAAAAUGAAGUGUGACUAAAUAUUUUCAAAUUUGUCCUAGAAAAAUUGAACAUUUAAAAUCCGAAAUGACCUGCCUGCAUUUUAAACUGCCAAAUUACCUUAUAAUAAGUUUUAAUUUUACUGCUUUUUGGGUAAAGGGUUAAAUAUUUUUCUAAGCAAAAAUCUUUUCUACUUUCUCAUUUUAAUAUCUGAAACUGUUAGUUAGGUUAAGUGCUACAGCUGCUAACCAAAAGGUUGGCAGUUCAGAUCCACCCGGCGCUCCUUGGAAACUCUAUGGGGUAGUGUUACUCUCUCCUAGAGGGUCGCUGUGAGUCAGAAUUGACACAGUGGCAAUGGGUUUUUGGUUCUAUUAUGUUUUAAACAUUUUAAGUUUAGUUUCGUGGUUCUUUAUAUUUUGUUACCUAUAGGUUAUGUCGUUGAAUUUCAUAUUUGAGAGACUUUUUUUUUUUAAGCCUUGAAACAAAUUUGCAUAACUGUUAUGUUACUCUUUGACUGGAAAUGCCAUUGGUUUGGAGAUAAACUUUUAAACUUCCUUUGUUUCCUCCCACAGGGAGCCCUGUGCAUUGUCUCUGCCCCAGACUGUCAGAGGGGGAGCCAGCGAGCCCAGCAGGGCCAUCUUUCUGGUGACCCCUUAGGGACUUUAUUAUUACUUUUUGACUUAAGCAAUAGGGUAUCCCUUUUGUUACUCUUCAAAUAAAUUGUUCUUUGGCUCUUAACUUGGUCAUUUUCUCUGUGGGUUAGUUAUCUUGAUCUCACCAAGAAUGUAAGCUCUGGGAGCUCUUGAAGGGUGGGCAUUUUUGUUUGUUUUGCUUCCUGCUGUAUAACCAGCACCUAGAUCAGUGUCUGGUGUACAUAGUAGGUACUCAAUAAAAAAUGCGUUCAAUGAAUGAAUUCCUAAAA